Messenger RNA from Neurospora tetrasperma FGSC 2508, 1335 nucleotides. RefSeq lists its product as uncharacterized. The record is from RefSeq and is a predicted model, not a curated record. The transcript has 5 exons. Gene Ontology annotation, biological process: actin cortical patch localization; actin filament organization; endocytosis. NCBI's taxonomy places the organism in Eukaryota, Fungi, Ascomycota, Sordariomycetes, Sordariales, Sordariaceae. Gene Ontology annotation, cellular component: actin cortical patch. Bases 1 to 1335 code for a protein of 444 amino acids. Gene Ontology annotation, molecular function: phosphatidylinositol binding; ubiquitin binding.
AUGUUCUCUUCUUCGAAACCCUACACGGCUGUUACGGUCGACAUCGAACGAUUGACAAGUGAGACAUUCGCCGAAGACGAUCUCAGCGGUAUCCCCCAGCUUAUCGAAGCCAUCAACCUCCAGGCUUCGGGCCCAACCGAGGCUGCCCGUGCCAUUCGCAAGAAACUCAAAUAUGGAAACCUGCACCGCCAGCUCCGAGCCCUGACCAUCCUCGAUGCUCUGAUUCAGAAUGCCGGUGCCCGCUUCCAGCGCUCCUUUGCGGAUGAACCCCUCCUUGAGCGCUUGCGCUUUUGCGGUACCGCCGAGUUGUCGGACCCCUUGGUGAAGAAGAAGUGCUCCGAAUUGUUUCGCAGCUGGACUGCCUACAAGAGCACUCCCGGCAUGGAGCGCGUCGCGAACCUCUACAGGGAACUUCCCCGUCGCAAGCAAGUCGUCACCCAAGAAAAGUCAAAGGUACUUAAGGAGACCGAGAACCCUUUUGGCGAAGACGAGGAGGAGGAACGUCAGCCAUCAGCAAGCACCUCAGCUGCCCAGGCCCACUCAUCAAUCGCACAGCCAGCUUCCUCGUCAUCGCAUAGGCCGACGGUAUCCAGUUCCAGCGGCCAUGGUCACUCCUUCAGUCGAUCCGGCAAGGACAAGUCAAAGAAGAGCAGCAGCAAAUCCAAGAAGCACAGGCCGUUCAACCUCGAAGCCGAAAAGGAUCAGAUGACCAGGACUAUCGCCGAGGCGUCCAUUGCCUCCACAAACCUGAUGAACACUUUGCAAUCCAUCAAUCGAGAGAAGGAGCGCAUUUCGGAGAACUCGACUGCAGUGGAGCGUUUCGAAAAGUGCAAAAUGCUUAGAAGGAACAUCUUGAGAUAUAUUCAACACGUCGAAUCCGAACAAUGGCUAGGAGGCCUUCUACAUGCCAACGAUGAACUCGUCCAAGCGCUCAUGACUUUUGAGCAGCUGGACCGCUCUAUUGACGCGGACAGCGACUCGGAUGACGAUCUCGCUGAACAAGCACAUCUUUAUCGGAUGGCAACUGAAAAAGCUGCCAAAGCCAAAGAAUCCGGCGGUAGCGUACCCGGCAGUCCCCGCGCCCCCGUUGCGGGCAUGGCUGGGCUCAGCAUCACCAACACCCCUGCGAGCCCACCACCAAUGCCUCCUCGUCCUGCGCCACCUCCCCGACCGUCUGCGGCUUCGAAGCCCUCAAUGCUGAAGCCGCCUACAAGAAGGGUGGAACCGUCCGAUGACGAGGAUAGUGAGGUGGAUGAGGACGAGAACGAUCCGUUUGCUGACCGGAAUGCUGUCUCGACCCCUAAGGUGGAGAGUGACGAGCCCAAGUGGUCGUAG